This is a messenger RNA of Amphiprion ocellaris (clown anemonefish), 7962 nucleotides long. It is a transcript of the gene dlc1, whose product is annotated as DLC1 Rho GTPase activating protein. The transcript has 18 exons. The coding region runs from base 417 to 6095 and encodes 1892 amino acids. Gene Ontology annotation, biological process: signal transduction; actin cytoskeleton organization; regulation of Rho protein signal transduction. NCBI's taxonomy places the organism in Eukaryota, Metazoa, Chordata, Actinopteri, Pomacentridae. The record is from RefSeq and is a predicted model, not a curated record. Gene Ontology annotation, cellular component: membrane raft; focal adhesion. Gene Ontology annotation, molecular function: protein binding; lipid binding; GTPase activator activity.
CACCCCGACUCCUCAGCAUUCGGCGUCAGCAAAAACCCUAAUGUGAUCAAGAUGGAAGCUGUCUAUGGACUUCUCACUGCUUCCCGGCUUUUUGCCUGCCUUUGGGGGCUUCACCGCCUGUCCAGCGGUUUGAAGAUACUGACUGGAGUCAAGAAAAUGGCUUGCAGAAACGUAAACUAAGGACUUUCUCACAAAAUAAACAUUCAUACAUCCAGUCACUUGGAAGGAGCUGGAAUCAUAUUUCCCAAACGUGGACGGAUUGCUUUUGGUGUAUGAAUGAAAAAGCAGCUUGCAAAACCUCUCUGGAUAAUUGGGCUCGAAGCAAAUACUGGAUCUUCUACCUUUGCAGCAGAUCUGGUUCUCCACUUUAACCUGACAUCAAGAGCAGCUCUAUGGGAUAGCACUGGCUGUCCACAAUGCCGGUAGCCAUACGGAAAAGAAGUUGGGAGGAGCAUGUGACUCACCCGUCAGGAUUACAGUACAGCUAUGAUGAUCUGGAUCUGGUCUGCUGUCAUGGGGUGGACAGUGAGGGGCUUUGGAUGGGCUCGGAUGCUUCCAAACAAGGUCGACGGACGAGGUGUGCUUCCAUGCCAGAGGGCUGCCACCAGCUACCUACAGGUGAACUGGCUCAGACACUUGAGGGGACGGCUUCUGUUGUGAAGGAUCAUACUAAAUCAGAACACUUGGAGCUAAUGGAAAACCAUGGAAAAGUUCCACCAGAUUUGCAGCAAUCACUUCAUGGCUCUCACGAGUUGGUGGGUGCUGACAUUCCCCAAAGGCUCUCUAAAUCACAGCGUCUCCCAACCACAAAUGCUGGGGAGUUUUCCUGUAACUCAAACAAUGGCAUGUCUAGUGCAAAUAUUUCUUGUGCAACUGAUAGCAGCUGUGAAAGUGAAAAAGCUAUCACUGAUGAAAGCGACAUUGACACAGAAAGUAGCCAGAGUCUCAACAUCUGCGAUGACGGUAAUGUCUUUAAAUGUCCACAUGUCUCUCGUGAAGAGCGACAAUACAUCUCUAUCUCUUCAGACAAUGGGCCUCCGUUGUCGGAAUCUGCUGGUGAACAGCCUGGCGAACUUCCAAAUCAUCAGGAAACAAAGGAGAGCCAUACAGAGGGUUACAGCAAACCUCCUGAAAUCUCUGAGGUCACACUAAGCCAGUCCGCUUCUGCUGAGCUGGAACCUCAAACCGACCUCCCAGAUGUUGAGGAAAGGAAGAUUUCCACUUCUGACCAAGCUGGUGCAAGUGUCUCAGUUGAUGUGCUGCACAGUUCAGCUACUGUGAUGGAGGAUGAUAAUGCUAUGUUGCCGGCUAACAAAACUGUGGAACCAGUUGUGACUUCGGUGGUAGACGGAGAAUAUAACGAAGGAAUAACUCAAAACUGGAGCGCAGAAUCUGCUGACAAGUUGGAUGGAUUGACUGGGGCAGAAACUCUAAAUGAAAAUACAGAACCUAAACAUCACUCAAGAGACAUUCAAAGAGGAGAGCAGGAUUGUCAUGACUUUACUGGAGUAUUGGAUCAGGAUGAUGGUUGUGAAAUAUCCUGCCAGACACUGAUGGACCAGCACAAUGUUGAAAUAACAGCAAUGAACAGGCCUCAGGGAGAGAAAAGUGCACAAGUAGAAAGCAGCGAGAAAGCAGCACAUGCCAGGCAUGAGCCUACCGAAUCAUCUGAUAUUUGUGUCAAAAGUCAGUGUUGCUCACAGACAGCAAACAGCAACGUGGCAACUGAACAGCCAAAUGCUGGUUAUUCAGAAGGAAAUCCCACACAGACAAACACAAUUCAGUGUGCAGAUGAGUAUAUGAAAACUUCUGUGGGUCAGCCAAUGAAAAAUAUUGAUCAAAACAUAUUACCCGCAGACUUGACUGUUUGUGAAGAUCCAGCUAUACCUCAUCAGACAGAAAACAGCUGUUCAAAACUGGACACUAUCCUAGAGGUCAGCCUAGUUGAGGCAGAUGACACCUCUCUACUGGAUCCGCUUAAGAAUACCGAUGUUAGUAUUUCUCAAAAUCCAGCUCUUCAGCACAUGAAUGAUAAACUUGAAGCUACUGAACAACACACACAAAAUCCGCCACCGUGCUCUGCAGAGGUCAGCAGCGAAUUCCAUGGUAACCAAGCCUCUGGUCAUUACUUCAGUGAGUCACCUGCCGGUGAGGUGGCAGAUGGUCACAGGGAACACCAGAGGCCAGGAGCCACUGUCUCUAGAAUGGAGGAGGUGGAUGAGGACAUGCACUCAGUUGUUACCAGCAACACACAACCGUCCAGUUUAGUUUUAGAUGGAACAAAUGAGGCUGGAGAUCAAAAGGAUGACAGCGUGGUCAAAGUGCGCAUGAGAAAGCGUGAGCAUGCUCGUUUGGACUCAAUGGUGUUGCUGCUGAUGAAGCUGGACCAACUGGACCAGGAAAUUGAGAAUGCCCUUAGUGCCACCUCCUCUAUGGACAGCACCCCCACCCUCCAUCGACGACAUCUCCUGGAGUUUGAUUUAGGGUCUGUGCCAGCAGCAUCACAAUCCCCCCAACAUCCACAUGUCCCAGCUACUGUCUCCUCAGGAUCUGCACCAACCCUUGGAGCAAAACCUAAGAGUGGGAACACCUCUGCUAUUCCUGAGAAAGAAAAAGCUGAGAUCGAAGCCAAAGAGGCCUGUACCUGGCUCCGGGCUGCAGGGUUCCCACAGUACGCCCAGCUUUAUGAAGAUGCCCUGUUUCCCAUUGACAUUUCUUCAGUCACCAGAGAUCACGACUUUCUCGAUCGGGAUGCUAUUGAGGCUCUCUGCAGGAGACUGAACACCCUCAACAAGUGUGCUCUAAUGAGACUGGAGAUAUCGCCGCAAAGAAAAAGAAGUGAGGACUCAGAUGAAGACGAGCCUUGUGCCAUCAGUGGUCGCUGGACCUUCCAGAGAGACAGCAAGCGCUGGUCCCGUAUGGAGGAGCUGGAGGUUUUUUCCUCGCUGCCUACAGAUGCCGCCCAGCCGCCGUUUCCCAAAGACCAAGUGUCCCAGAAAGGCAAGCUCGCCCUGCGUGAAGGCAACAGUUCAGAGAGUGUGCUAACUGACCUCAGUGAACAGCCUGAAGUGGGCUCCAUCCAUAGCAGUGGAAGUGGAGGACGAGGAGAGGAGAAGAGCCAUGGUGCCGCCCUGAUAAAUGAAGCUGUACCAGCCGGUGCCACCCGUGCCAGCUCAGUAGCUAGCAUGUGCUCAUCCUCAGGCACAGGAGGGUCAGGAUGUGCUAAUGAGGACUCUCUGUCUGAUGGGUUGCCUCCAUCGCCGCUGGAGACACUCAGACAGUUCACGUUUGAUGUGAAAACAGGGAUGGUGGGACUAGGAGGAAGUCUGGACCGAGGAGGUGGCAGCGGCAAAAGUACACGAUCAAGAGCUAAGAGCUUCCUCAAAAGGAUGGAGAGUCUACGACUUCGCAGUGGGACCUCCUCCAAGAGAAAGAAGAAGGGGAGCACCAGUGGAGGCAAAAUAGAAAUCAGCGGUCCUGUCAUCAAGGAGGGUCUCGAUGAUGACAAGCUGCGGAGGCUCAACUGCGUUGACAUUUCCAGUAUCAACCUCAAUCAGAACCUCAAUCACCACCGCAAUCCCACUCAGACUAUGACACUUAACCGGAAUCGCUCUGUAUCUUAUUCUACUCAGACCAGCAACGGAAGCACCGGAAGUACUGGGAGCAGCCAGUCUGAAGCCAGCAGUGGAAGUGCAGUGAGCACACCGAGUCCGGUGACUCGAGCUCGCAGCCACAGCACGGCAGCCGGCUCGAGUAAAAGAGGAGGAAUGUAUUUGGAGGGCUUUGAUCCUUUCAGCAUUCUCCAACAAGCCUCAGAUCGCCAGCCAACACCUCCACCCAAAUCAGCCCCGCCCAUCCCCUGCCAGGCUAGUAAUGGGAUGACAGUGGAUGAGCAGAACCGCAGGAACAACUGCAGUGUUCGAGACAAAAGCAGACAAGGGGAAGAAGAAGAGGAGGAGGAAGAGGAGGGCAUGAUCUUCUUCUAUUUACCAGAGGGCCACAAGCCUGGAACCUUCCCCAAAGCCCUGCAGGAUGGGAGUUCGCGCAAUAACAAUGGACAUGACAACGGAAACUCAGUGAUCCUCAGGGGACGGCAAAGUAGACGACAGCGACGUGGCUCAUCAGGCUCAGUCGACAGCCGGCUUAGUUUUUAUGACAACGUCCCCUAUACUGAGAGAGAGGACGGAGAGGAGGAAGAGGGGGAUGAGCACAAAUUGGAGGAAGUGCUUCAACACGUCAGUGGCCUGCAGCGUUUUGUUAAUGCCUGGUCAGAGGCUGAGGCUGGUGAAGAGGAGGAAGAAGAGGAAGAUGAAGAGGAAGAAGGAGACUCUGAUUCAGCCCUGGACUCAGCCUCCCCAUGUCCAUCCUCUCCUCUGCAGAACCGACUGGAGGAGACUGAAAACGGUAGUGACCAAGACAGCACAGGAAACCCCACUGGCGAGGGAGAGGAAGGGAUGAGAGAGAGAAGAGACUCUGGUGUUGGAGCAUCACUAACCCGAACCAGCAGACCACAGAAACUCCGCUGGCCAAGCUUCCAGAACUCCCAUCGGCCCAGCUUGGCCUCUGCCCAACUCCAGAUUAGCUGCCAGUCUGUGCUACAGAUGAAUCUGCUCCAGAAGCUCUCCCUUCUGCAGCUCACUGCUCUGCUGGAGAAACACACCCCUACAAACAAACAUGGAUUCAGUUGGGCUGUGCCAAAGUUUAUGAAGCGGAUCAAGGUGCGCGACUACAAAGACAGGAAUGUGUUCGGUGUGCCACUACAAGUCAUCGUCCAGCGGACAGGCCAACCCCUCCCUCAAGGAAUUCAGCAGGCAAUGCGCUACUUACGCAAUCAGUGCCUCGACCAGGUGGGUCUUUUCAGAAAAUCGGGAGUUAAAUCUCGCAUUCAAGCUCUUCGCCAGAUGAACGAGGCGAGUGGCGCAGAUGGAGGAGGAGUCAACUACGAGGGACAGUCAGCUUAUGACGUUGCCGACAUGCUGAAACAAUACUUUAGAGAUUUGCCAGAACCCCUGCUGACUAGCAAACUAUCUGAGACCUUCCUCCAGAUCUAUCAGUACAUGCCUAAAGAGCUUCGUCUUCAGGCUGCUCGCGCUGCCGUGCUGCUGCUGCCGGACGAGAACCGAGAGGCGCUGCGAACGCUGUUGUGUUUGCUAAGUGACGUGACGGCCAGCGUUACCGAGAACCAGAUGACUCCCACCAACCUGGCUGUCUGUUUGGCUCCGUCCGUCUUCCACCUCAACACCCUGCGGCGCAAGGAGAGCUCAUCGCCAAGGGUGAUGAACCGGAAGCAGACACUGGGAAAGCCAGACCAGAGGGACCUGAAUGAGAACCUGGCUGCCACUCAUGGUCUGGCACACAUGAUCCAGGAGUGCAGGAAACUCUUCAGGAUCCCAGAAGAAAUGAAUCGCUGUAGGAACUCCUAUGUGGAGCAGGCUCUGUUGCCACAGCGUUUGGAGGAGCUUGCAGGAGAAGAGGCCGGGCAGGGAGGCUACCGAGCUUACCUACAGGACAGCCUAGACACCCUCCUCAAAGAGGCCAAAGACAAGUUCAAAGGUUAUGACAGCUGCUCCACUCCUGAGCAUGCCGAGCUCUCCUGUAGGAAGGUGCAUGAUGGGUUUCCACUGCGGCUGUGGAAAGUGACUGUGGAGAUUCCUGCAAGUCCUGAGGAGGUUUUGACGCGGGUGCUGCGAGAGCAGGGACACUGGGACGAGGACCUGCUCGAGAGCCGAGUCGUGGAGACGCUCGACGAGAGGACAGAGGUCUACCAGUAUGUCAGGAACACCAUGGCUCCACAUCCCACCAGAGAUCACCUGGUGCUCAGGACAUGGGUAACAGACCUGCCAAAGGGAGCGUGUGCUCUUGUGUGUACAUCUGUGGACCAUGAAGGGGUGCUGGUGGUGGGUGUCCGAGCCAAUGUCCUCACUUCACGCUACUACAUAGAGCCCUGUGGAGCCAACAAGUCCAGACUCACGCACAUUUCUAGAAUCGACUGCAGGGGUCGUUUCCCAGAGUGGUACAAUAAACUGUAUGGACACUUGUGUGCUGCUGAGGUGGCGCGGAUACGAGACUCUUUCUCCGUGCCCAUGGACAAAUGAGAAGGCAAUUUCUUGGAAUGAAAGGAUUCAUUCCUUCAGAGGGUAGAUGCGAUCCACGCCUCAUUAUGCUCACAUUUAAAGGACAAACCCUGGAUCCUGGAUUGAAGGACUCUUCGUGCCCUACAUCAGCACAGAUGUUGCGCUUAAAUCUGUUUGGGGCAUUCAGUGUGCUGCCGAAAGAACUCGUCACACAAACAUGUUUCUUGGCCAGAGGACAGGAUGUUGCUGAUACAGGAUGUGUGAUUUAAACUUUAUCCAAAGGGUGCUAUUGCUUCUGAGAAGCAAGGGGGAUUCAAUGUGUGAGUGUGAGUGCGUAGCAACAAACGGUUAAUACAUAUACUGGUUUCCAGUCGCAGAAUAAUGUGUACAUAUAGUAUUUCAUUCACACAGUAAUGGUUGGUGUCCAUCUUGUGUUACCUCUGUUUCUUUUUCUGUUACAGCAAAGCACAGGGGGAAUAGUAGACAUUAUUAUGGUCAGCUGACUGAUGAAUCUAAGGGUGAAGAAAGAUGUGAAAGUGCUGGUAAUAUGCAGACUGAGUGGAGACAAUAGACAAGAUAUUGUGAGAUGACAGGUGGCAGAUAGCACAGAGGGCUUUAGUGUUUCGAGGUAGAGACAGAUGAGUGCUGGUGGCUGGCUCACCAAAAAGAAAGGAACGAUCAAAGAAAGAACCUCAUUUACUAACAUACAAAUGGAUGUCUCUUCAUUCCCUCAAGGCGAAUUUGAUUCACUUAGUCUAGAUGUAUCGUGAGCUUCAUAUGAAAGCUAUUUUUGUUUCUGAAGAUACUCUGGCAAGAUUAGUGUCUAUGUUAGUAAUGCAGCCACAAUGAGAGGUCACGCACAAGUCACAUGCAAACAAAUUAUAACCUAAGACCAACAGAUUUAAUGGACCAAAUAAAGGAAAAAAAAAUGAAAGAAGUACUUUCCCCUUACUGAGCUUUUUCUCACUAUUGCAGUGUUAGAGAUUGUUUUGUUUAGAGCACAGCACAAUUCACAGUUUUUGAAAUUGUUGUCGACCAGGCAUCACUUGUAUACUUUAGAAAUUAAAAAAAUAUAGAGAGAGAUUUUAUAAUUGCUUUGAUGUACAUGAGAACAGAAAACAAUGCACUGUUCUAACGCAACACAAACCUCUAGCUAGUCCUCUCAGCAAAGAUGAAAAGAAAACAGGAAAAUGGGCCUUUUAUAAAGGUGGAGAUUUUACAGGUUUUACUGUAAAGAAGAGGGCAGAUUGAAUGUGUGAUUUUAAAAGGAAGGAAAAAUAUUGUUGCGUAAGCUUCUCUCUGUACUGUCUUGUGUUUUAAAAAAAGAAAUUAGAGAUUUGGGUCCUCAUAACGGUUGACCUUUUUUCAUAAAACGCUUUGAUCUGAGGGUGCAUUGUUCAUGUUGAGUUGUAUGAUUAAUUCACUAAGCCAUUGGUCAUAUCAUAGUUGUUUGUACUUAAUAACGGUGUCUUUGCCAAAUAAUAACGCAUGACAAUGACAGUUAAUUUAAAGCAAAUGUAUUUAUACCUCAGAUAUAUGUUUGUUUUGUAUCAUACCAUUUUAUUUUAUUUUAUUGUACAUGUUAAGCUUUGUGUUUCAGAAAUGAAAAAAUGUUUUAUCUUUUUUAUUAAUAUUAUUUCUGUACAGGUUAAUCAAAGUGCACUAUUAAAUGUAUUAAAAAUAAUAAUUGCAUGUCCUGAGACUUACAUAUUAGUGGUUUCACUGGGAGGCCACACUAUAUAUGCCUUUUCAGACCAAAAAUUUGUAGCUUUGUUCUGGUUUUGCUCCUCAAAUCCCAUUUAAUCUCUGCAAUCACUUGUUUACAUUACAGUUUGUUCCAAGUAAUUACACCUUCUCAGAUCCAGACUCUGCUUUUCCCUCAUAUCCA